Molecule: messenger RNA, 825 nt
Organism: Penicillium longicatenatum
Lineage: Eukaryota; Fungi; Ascomycota; Eurotiomycetes; Eurotiales; Aspergillaceae
Exons: 1
Coding region: 1-825 (274 amino acids)
Source: RefSeq, a predicted model, not a curated record
AUGGUCACUUGCGAAGCUCCCGUCGAUGGCAUCGUCGGCGCAUACACGGGCAGCAGCUUCGCCGUCCAAGCCUCAAUAGCCAGUCUCCUCGGCUGCGCCCUCUACAGCGCCCUCGAACUUAUAGUCCUCGUCUUCUCCAUUUUCCACAUCUACGGCGGCCUAUACUUCUGGAGCCUCUUGAUUUCCGCCUCCCUAGGCGUGAUCCCCGAUGCCCUGGGUCUGAUCCUAAAAUACUUUGAGCUGGCCCCGAUAUGGAUUCCGGUAACACUCUCGACGGCCGGCUGGGCCAUCAUGGUCACAGGCCAAUCGCUCGUGCUCUAUUCACGGCUUCAUCUCGUCGUGAUGAAUCAGACGGUCCUGCGGUGCGUACUGGGGAUGAUUAUCUUCGAUGCGAUUACGAUGCAGACACCGCAGAUUGUGGCUUCUUAUGGCGCUGUGUAUGCGUGUCAGACGAGGUUUCCGGUUUUCUUCAAUAUCUGGGAGAAGGUUCAGUUGACUGUGUUCUUCGUGCAGGAGAUUAUCAUCUCGGCGUUGUUUAUUGUGCAGACGAUUCGGUUGUUGCUUUCUUAUCCGUCGCGUUCGAAGCGGAGGACGAAUAUCAUGUAUCAGUUGAUUGCGAUUAAUGCGGUGAUUAUUUUGAUGGACAUUGCGCUUUUGUCGUUGGAGUUUAACGGGCUGUUUAUCGCGCAGACGGUGGCGAAGUGUUUCUUUUAUACGGUGAAGCUUAAGUUGGAGAUUGCGGUCUUGUCGAGGUUGGCUUCGUUCGUGAAGUCGAAUUCAGAUCAGGGGUCGUCGGGGUUGAGUCGAUUCCAGGAGCAUUCGUGA